Messenger RNA from Staurois parvus, 407 nucleotides. The record is from the annotation of a GenBank genome assembly. NCBI's taxonomy places the organism in Eukaryota, Metazoa, Chordata, Amphibia, Anura, Ranidae.
CACAUGAUGUGGGGGGGAUUGGAACACAUGAAUCACAUGAUAUGGAGGGGAUUGGAACACCGGAAUCACAUGAUUGGGAGGGGAUUGGAGCACCUGAAUCACAUGAUUGGGAGGGGAUUGGAACACCUGAAUCACAUGAUAUGGAGGGGAUUGGAACACCUGAAUCACAUGAUAUAGAGGGGAUUGGAGCACCUGAAUCACAUGAUAUGGAGGGGAUUGGAACACCUGAAUCACAUGAUUGGAGGGGAUUGGAACACCUGAAUCACAUGAUAUGGAGGGGAAUGGAAUACCUGAAUCACAUGAUAUGGAGGGGAUUGGAACACCUGAAUCACAUGAUAUGGAGGGGAUUGGAACACCUGAAUCACAUGAUAUGGAGGGGAUUGGAACACCCGAAUCACAUGAUAUGG